Ciona intestinalis (vase tunicate) is the source of this 1905-nucleotide messenger RNA. NCBI's taxonomy places the organism in Eukaryota, Metazoa, Chordata, Ascidiacea, Phlebobranchia, Cionidae. The record is from RefSeq and is a predicted model, not a curated record.
AAACGAAAUUUUCAAUUUUAGCCAUUUUAUAAAUAAAAUGAACUUAGCACGCAGUUUUACUGCGUUAAAUAAACUGCUUGGUUUUGUCCAAAUAUCUCGAACGUGUGUUGCGCAAUCUCAUUCACAACCUGCUCUUACAGCAGAAACUUACAACGUAAAAAGGGGAAAUUACUCAACUGCAAAUGCAUCAGACUUGGAUGCUUUUAGAAAUAUAGUGGGUGAUAACAAUGUGGUCACUGAAGCAAGUGAAUUACAAGGCAAUAAUGUUGACUGGAUAAAAACUGUAAGAGGACAAAGCACAGUUCUUUUGAAACCAAAGACAACUACGGAAGUUUCCAGAAUAUUAAAACACUGCAAUGAAAGAAAACUAGCAGUUUGUCCUCAGGGUGGAAACACUGGUCUAGUUGGAGGCAGUGUACCUGUGUUCGAUGAAAUAAUUUUGUCAACUCAAAGAAUGAAUGAAGUUAUUUCUGUUGACCCGUUUUCAGGAGUUAUGGUGUGCCAAGCUGGGUGUAUUCUUGAAAAGGCGAAUCAAGACUUACUGGAGCACGAUCUGAUUGUUCCUCUUGAUUUGGGAGCGAAAGGAAGUUGUCAUCUUGGAGGAAACAUUUCCACUAAUGCGGGAGGACUUCGAUUACUAAGAUACGGAUCACUCAGAGGAAGUGUGCUGGGUGUGGAAGCGGUUCUAGCCGACGGUACGGUGCUUGACUGUCUGUCCAAGCUUCGUAAAGAUAACACAGGUUACGAUAUAAAACAACUCAUGAUUGGGUCAGAAGGAACGCUUGGGUUCGUCACUGCUGUUUCCAUUCUCUGCCCACAAAAACCUAAAUCUGUUAACGUGGUGUUUUUAGGUGUGGAUAAGUUUGAAGACUUACUUUUGUUACUGAGAAAAGCUAAGCAGGAUCUUGGGGAAAUUCUUUCAGCUGUUGAGUUUGUGGAUUCCGAUUGCAUUGGACUUGUUGGAAAGCAUCUAAAGUUGGUGAAUCCAAUAGGAGAGUAUGAAUUCUACAUGCUCAUUGAAACAUCAGGUUCCAACAGUCAACAUGAUGAGGAAAAACUUUCAUCAUUUGUUGAAGAUAUUAUAACAUCACAGUUAGCUAAAGAUGGUACUAUUGCAACUGACUUUAACAAAAUGCAGUCCAUAUGGAAACUGAGAGAAAGUGUGGCUGAAGCUUUGACACACGAUGGAUAUACUUUUAAAUACGACGUGUCCUUACCUGCCCAUGUUAUGUAUGAUAUGGUACACGACACAAGGAAACAUCUGAAGGGAUUGUAUAACUCUGUUGUGGGUUACGGCCAUUUAGGUGAUGGUAACCUUCAUUUGAACGUGACAUGUCCUGAAUAUAACAAAACCAUCGCAUCGGCAAUUGAACCUUUUGUUUACGAAUGGACAGCUAAGCACAAUGGUAGUAUAAGUGCUGAACAUGGUUUAGGGUUUAAGAAGAGAAACUACAUCUCAUACACAAAGAGCAAAGAAUCGAUAAAUUUUAUGAUGAAAAUUAAGCAAAUGUUUGAUCCAAACAUGAUUUUAAACCCGUAUAAGACGCUUCCGGAUAAGUUGUAAUAUUUUGGUUCUAUUUUAUGUGGGUGAGAUCCUACAGCGUGGCACGGGGUCCUAGGAUUUAGGCCAAGAUUGGCCCAUUAUCCCAGUAUUUUGGUUAAAUUAUUGUUUAAAAAGUAAUUAGUAAGCUGUGAUUUUGAUUAGGUGAAUAGUUAAUCUUGCUUUAAAUUAUGUUUAGUGUACUUUUAGUAUUAAAUUCGUUGUGCAGCAGUUAAAAGACAUUGUACGCUAACAAGAUGUUGUUUAAUUUUUAAUUAUUGCAUUGUUUUAUGUUAAAAUUUUGAACUGAUGCCAUUUUAUCGCUGUGUUCUCGCAAAAUAUGCAAAUUAUAAUUAUGAUCAAGU